ACCCCCCCGUUCAAUCCAUCCUUCCUUAAGCCCGAAAUCUCAAAAUCAAAAUCCUUGGCUUUUUCGUUUUUGGGGUUUUCGCCUUUGGGAGGUCCGAAGAAUCAAACACACACACAAUCUUCUCUCUCCUCCAUUUUACCAACCCCCCCAAGUCCACAACUUCUUUAUAUUCUUCUCCACCAGACAACUCUUCUUCUCCUUCUUGUUUUGUUGUUGGGUUUUGAAGAAAAAACACAGAGAAAAAAUGGCGGCUAACUUGGAAGAUGUGCCUUCUGUUGAUCUCAUGUCUGAGCUUCUUCGCCGUAUGAAAUGCUCUUCUAAGCCCGACAAACGCCUCAUUCUUGUUGGACCCCCUGGUUCGGGCAAGGGCACUCAGUCCCCAAUUAUUAAGGAUGAAUACUGCCUUUGUCAUCUGGCUACUGGUGACAUGCUGAGAGCUGCAGUGGCUGCUAAAACUCCUCUUGGGGUUAAGGCUAAAGAAGCCAUGGAAAAGGGAGAACUCGUUUCUGACGACUUGGUUGUUGGGAUCAUUGAUGAAGCAAUUGAGAAGCCUUCAUGUCAAAAAGGUUUCAUUCUUGAUGGAUUUCCAAGGACAGUGGUUCAGGCACAAAAGCUUGAUGAGAUGCUUGAAAGGAGAGGAACUAAGAUUGAUAAAGUGUUGAACUUUGAUAUUGAUGAUGCCAUUUUGGAAGAGAGAAUUACUGGCCGCUGGAUCCAUCCUUCAAGUGGCCGGACCUACCACACCAAAUUUGCUCCUCCAAAAGCACCAGGAGUAGACGAUGUGACUGGAGAGCCUCUAAUUCAGCGCAAAGAUGACACUGCUGAAGUUUUGAAAUCUAGACUCGUGGCUUUCCACCGACAAACUGAACCAGUUGUUAAUUACUAUGCCCAGAAAAGUGUUGUGACGAACAUCCAUGCUGCGAAACCACCAAAGGAAGUCAGUGAAGCAGUGCAGAAGGCGUUGGCUUCGUGAUGAACUCCCGUUUAUCAGAUUAGAAAUCUUUGAAAUGUUGCCAAGAUUUUGAUGUGUACUUUAUCCCACAUUUAUGGGGUUCGGGUUACUCUAAUCCCGUCCGUCAGUACCCUUCCCUUGCAUACAUUUUACUGUUUGCUAUGAGGUCAAGUUGUUCUAUUACGGAAAAAUAAUCCUUAAUUAGGGAGUUCAUUAUUAAUGAUUUUUGGGAUCA
Spinacia oleracea (spinach) is the source of this 1187-nucleotide messenger RNA. Its product is annotated as adenylate kinase 4. Lineage: Eukaryota; Viridiplantae; Streptophyta; Magnoliopsida; Caryophyllales; Amaranthaceae. The coding region runs from base 245 to 973 and encodes 242 amino acids. The transcript is spliced from 6 exons. Gene Ontology annotation, molecular function: AMP kinase activity; ATP binding. The record is from RefSeq and is a predicted model, not a curated record. Gene Ontology annotation, biological process: nucleobase-containing compound metabolic process.